UUCCAGGUGGCCUUAUUUUGGGCGACUCGGUCCUGACCUUAUUUCGGUGAUGGAGGAUUCAGGCAUCCAGAGAGGCAUCUGGGAUGGAGAUGCCAAGGCUGUCCAACAGUGUCUGACAGACAUUUUUACCAGUGUAUAUACAACCUGCGACAUCCCAGAGAACGCCAUAUUCGGUCCCUGUGUUCUGAGCCAUACUUCUCUGUAUGACAGCAUAGCCUUCGUAGCCCUCAAGUCCACGGACAAGAGAACGGUACCUUACAUCUUCCGGGUAGACACUUCGGCGGCAAAUGGUUCCUCAGAAGGUCUCAUGUGGCUGCGGCUGGUCCAAUCAGCCCGAGACAAGGAAGAACAGAAUCUCGAAGCUUAUAUAAAAAACGGACAGCUGUUCUACCGCUCUCUCCGCAGGAUUGCCAAAGAUGAAGAGUUACUAGUUUGGUACGGGAAAGAACUGACUGAGUUGCUCUUGCUCUGCCCGUCUAGAUCUCACAAAAUGAACGGGUCGCCUCCUUACACAUGCCUGGAAUGCAGCCAACGUUUCCAGUUUGAGUUCCCCUACGUGGCACAUCUGCGAUUCCGCUGCCCCAAGAGACUUCAUAGCACUGAUGCGAAUCCCCAAGACGAGCAAGGGGGCGGCGUGGGCACCAAGGACCACUGCAGCGGUAAAGAGCAGCAGCAGCAACAACAACAACAACAGCAGCAACAGGAGGCGCCGUUGAUCCCAGGCCCCAAGUUCUGCAAAGCCGGCCCCAUACACCACUACCCCGCGUCGUCCCCGGAGGCGAGCAACCCGCCGGGCUCCGCGGGUGCCGGCAACGCCAAGCCGUCCACAGACUUCCACAACCUGGCUCGGGAACUGGAAAACUCCCGGGGAGGCAGCAGCUGCGCGGCGGCCCCGGGCGUCGGCGGUGGCGGCAGCGGCCACCAGGAGGCGGAGCUGAGUUCCGACGGCGUCGCCGCGGGCGGCUGCAAAGGCAAGAGGCGGUUCCCGGAGGAGGCGGCGGCGGAGGGCGGCGGCGCUGGGCUAGCGGGCGGCCGGGCGCGCUUCUCCGAGCGGCCGCUGGCGACCUCCAAGGAGGAGCUGGUGUGCACGCCGCAGCAGUACCGCGCCGCCGGCAGCUACUUCGGCCUGGAGGAGAACGGCCGGCUCUUCGCGCCGCCCAGCCCCGAGACCGGCGAGGCGAAGCGCAGCGCCUUCGUGGAGGUGAAGAAGGCGGGCCGCGCGGUGGGCUUGCAGGAGGAGGCGGCGGCGACAGACGGCGCAGGGGGCACUGCCGAGGACCCCGACGCGGGAGGCGGUGGCGGCGGCGGCAACGGCUCGUCCACCCCCGCGGCGGGAUCGCCUGGGGCCCCCGAGAAGCUGCUGGCCCCGCGUCCCGGAGGCGCUCUGCCGGGCCGGCUGGAGGGCGGGAGCCCCGCCCGGGGCAGCGCAUUCACCUCGGUUUCGCAGCUGGGCGGCGGUGGCGGCGCGGGGACCGCGGGGACCGCUGGGGGCUCGGGGGGCGGCCAAGGGGCCGCAUCGGACGAGCGUAAGAGCGCCUUCUCGCAGCCCGCGCGCUCCUUCUCGCAGCUGUCCCCGCUGGUCCUCGGCCAGAAGCUGGGCGCGCUCGAGCCGUGUCACCCGGGAGACGGCGUGGGUCCCACCAGACUCUACCCGGCCGCCGCAGAUCCGCUGGCUGUGAAGCUGCAGGGGGCCGCGGACCUGAACGGAGCCUGCGGGCCCUUGGCGAGCGGCGGCGGCGGUGGCUUGCCCAAGCAGAGCCCCUUCCUCUACGCCACCGCCUUCUGGCCCAAGAGCUCGGCCGCGGCAGCAGCGGCGGCGGCGGCGGCCGCGGGGCCCCUGCAGCUGCAACUGCCCUCGGCGCUCACCCUGCUGCCGCCCUCCUUCACCUCGCUGUGUCUGCCCGCGCAGAACUGGUGCGCCAAGUGCAACGCCUCCUUCCGCAUGACUUCCGACCUGGUGUACCACAUGCGGUCUCACCACAAAAAGGAGUACGCCAUGGAGCCCCUGGUGAAGCGGCGGCGAGAGGAGAAACUCAAGUGCCCCAUUUGCAAUGAGUCCUUCAGGGAGCGUCACCACCUGUCCAGGCACAUGACCUCGCAUAAUUGAUGCGUAAAAGACUCUUGGCUUUCCACGCGUGUGCACGCACAAUUAAGCCACCUGCAGGAGCACACACGCGAGGACAUCCACCACCACUUUAUGCCCCCAAACACUGCAACCAAACACGUGCACACACAGGUCCCUCCCCUCGCCAGGAACCUCAUCAUCCAAACGUUUAAUUUCACACACACACACACACACACACACACAC
Apodemus sylvaticus (European woodmouse) is the source of this 2309-nucleotide messenger RNA. It is a transcript of the gene Prdm8, whose product is annotated as PR/SET domain 8. Gene Ontology annotation, cellular component: nucleus. The transcript is spliced from 4 exons. The record is from RefSeq and is a predicted model, not a curated record. NCBI's taxonomy places the organism in Eukaryota, Metazoa, Chordata, Mammalia, Rodentia, Muridae. Bases 50 to 2107 code for a protein of 685 amino acids. Gene Ontology annotation, molecular function: protein binding. Gene Ontology annotation, biological process: regulation of DNA-templated transcription.